AUGUAAGGAAAAGUUUCUUAUUAUAAUUAGGUUAAAAGAUAAGAAUUAGACAGAGGACUUAAGAAAGAGAGAGCAUUGAAGGAUGACCAAGACGCUUAGCCUAUAAAAGAAGCCGAUUAAGAUAUAAAUGCAUUAGAUGCAGGUAAAAAAAUGUCAAAAGGUGAAGAGAUAAUUUGGGAUAAGAGGAUUAGUUAAAGAGUAUAGGAGUUAAUUGAAGAUAAGAUUCAAAUAUUUCGAAAAGAAAAUAAGCACGAUCAGAAUGAAGAUUUUAGACCCUUUGUAAAUUCGAUCUUAGUGAAGCUUAAAGCAAGAGAGAUCCAAAUGGGUAAAAGGAAGAAGAAAGAUGACUAUCUUGAACAAAGAUUCAGAAUAAUGAAGACCACAACAUUUGAAGACUUGAGGCAGGAAUCUUGUGAGUUCUGGGGUAUUGAUCCCUCCAAGUACAGUCUAUAUGAUGAAAAUCUACAUGAUCUAAUGAGUCUUAAUCAAGAUCCCUCACAUAUAGCUCAUUUUGUAGAAAAAUACUUUGAAAUUACAAGACUAAAAACAACUCCAACUCUCUAUAUUUAGAAACCUGAUCUAGAAAAUACAGUCAUAUCCUCAAACUAAAAAGAUGCAAUUAGAAUAAAGAGUGAAUACUUUGGAGGGGAAAAUAAGUAAAAGGUAGAAAUAGAGUAAAAGGAUAAUAAAGUUCAAAACAAAGUUGGUGACAAAGAGUACAUCAAGAAAUUCACUUCAAUUUAUCCUGGACUUAAAUACUUUUAAAUAGGAGAUAAGAAAUCAAGAAGAAUAAACAAGUCACAUUUAUCCUCUCCUGAUACCAAAUUUUGCACUCUAUUAGUAGCACUAUUCCUAAUGAUGUUUACCUUGCUCUCAAUAUAUCUGAGAAGAGAUAUAAAUCUACAAUAUUGGCUUCAUAGAAAAGUAGAAGCUUAGUUUAUUGGUAAUGAUGUUUUUAAUGAUCCAACACUUACUGAGUUUUCCUAAAUUUAGAAGUUAGAUGAUUUCUAUAAGUUUGUUAAUACAACUCUAGCUGUAGCAAUUUUUUCAACUUCAUAAAAUCAAUCUGAGAUAAGCUAGAUCUCUCAAUUUUUGGGCAAAAUGCGAUUUAGGUAGUAGAGAGCAACUAAGUCUGAUUGCUAUAUAGAUUGGCCAUAAGGUAACUGUUACACAUAUUCUUUAUCUGAUGGGCAAGAAACAGGAAUGCUUGGAGAUGGAUCUUAGCCUUGGCAGAAUUAUUAGAGCUCAUCUAGACUUCAGAUAGUUGGAAAUGUAAUAUUAUUUAGUUUAUUAGUCUAGUUUUAUGGAGAAGUAGAGAACUAUGAUGGAGGUGGAUAUAUGCUUGAUAUUGACUUAAAUUAAUCUCGAGAGAGUUUUGUUACGUAUGUAAAUAACCUGUUCAAAACUGAGAAUAAAUAUAUUGAUGUAACUACACGAGUGCAUUUUAUUACCUUUUCUUUCUACAAUCCUUCAUGUGAUUACUUCAUUGUCGUAGACGUUAUGAUUGAAUUCUUAGCUGCGGGAGUUGUUCAUCCUACAUAUGUCAACAUUAUACCUUUCAGAGCCAACAUCUUUGAAUAAAGUAGUGAAAAGGCAUUACAGGCUUAGAUAGCAAGGUAACUUUAUAUUGGAUUAAUCAUGGACUUUUCAAUUAUAUUCUUUUUCUUUUUCUCCUGGGUACUAAGCUAUUACUCAUCGAACCAGAAAACAGACGAAAUAUUUAAAUCGGAAUAAUUCAUAGAUUUUGUUAACAAAGCAGAAUGGUAUCAAGAAACUUAUACUCUUGACUCUGUUUGUAUUAUAUUCCUAUUUGUCAAAAUUGUCUGGGUUUUAAGAAUAAGUAGAUAUAUCCAUUGGGCACUACUUACUAUAGAUAAGGCAGUAUCUCAGAUUUUGGCUUUCAUGAUAAUUUUAAUACCUUGCUUUGCAGGCUUCACAUUUAUAGUGUAUAUUGUUUUUGGGCCGUACAUAAAGCCUUAUCAUACAUUUUCACAAUCACUAAAAUCAGUUCUAUUCUUUGUGCUUGGCCAAUUAGAAACUGAAAAAAUGAUAAGAUCCAACCCUGCUAUUGCUGUGAUUUGGUCUUAUAUUCUAUACUUUUUCUUGAUUUUUAUAUUCUUAAGCAUCUUCAUGUCCAUAUUCAUUGAAUCAUAUGAAACUACCAUAAAAGAAUACGGCUAUCCUUCAGAUUUUGGGGAUCUAGUGAGAUGGGAAUACAGGGAUUAUCUUUACUGGAUGAUUGAUUGGCUGCCUGAAAAACUUCUCAAGAAAAUAAAAAGAAUCAAGAAUGAGCACAUAGAUGAAGAUCAAGCAGAUUCAUAAGAAAGAGAAAAUAAUGAUGAGAAAAAGGAAAGUGAAUUUUGA
Messenger RNA from Stylonychia lemnae, 2364 nucleotides. Lineage: Eukaryota; Ciliophora; Spirotrichea; Sporadotrichida; Oxytrichidae. The record is from the annotation of a GenBank genome assembly.